AUGGAAGUGAUCAUGGAAGUCAUCACGGCAGUCAUAAUAGCAGUCACCUCAGUCACCUCGGACAUGAUCACCACCACCAUAGUCAUCACCGACAUAGUCGGAGUCGAAGCCAUUCACGACACCCCCGAAGCCCCUUUUCAUCUUCAGCGGGAAUACGAGGCACAGCCGAAGCCCUUUCUGCCCGCUGGUCCCAUUCCGGGAGAAACUGACGAGCCGGCGUCUCCAAUCGCCUCGUUCUUUGACACUGACUCCGUUCUGCUCACGGUGAUCUGGGUUCUCUGA
Penicillium waksmanii is the source of this 282-nucleotide messenger RNA. RefSeq lists its product as uncharacterized. The record is from RefSeq and is a predicted model, not a curated record. Bases 1 to 282 code for a protein of 93 amino acids. The transcript is spliced from 2 exons. Lineage: Eukaryota; Fungi; Ascomycota; Eurotiomycetes; Eurotiales; Aspergillaceae.